AUGGAGUCCGUACAGAAAAUUGAAGAGGCGUUGACAACCCUCUACGGGAACACCGAUCCAGGCUUGAAAGCAAAGGCAAACACGUACUUGCUCGAGUUCCAAAGGUCACAGCAGGCCUGGGACCUUCUUUUCCCGAUUCUCGAAAACCAGGCAUCCUCUUUUGAACUCCGGUUGUUUAUUUGUCAAACCCUCCGGUCAAAAAUACAGUACGAUUAUGGCCAACUCCCGGAUUUGAGCACCGUCGAGUCCUUGAGGCUCUCCAUUUUGAAGGUCCUGCUGCACCUGAGUAACUUCAAAACCGACAAGCUGCUCGUCAUUCAGCUUUCCAUUGCAUUGUCCUACUUGAUCAUCCAGGACCUCACUUGGGAAAAACCCAUUCUCGAUAUCAUGAACUAUCUGGCCAACAAUCCGGUCAAUCUCUUGGAAUUUUUGAAGAUCUUGCCCGAGGAGAUGUCUGAUAUCAAGAAGUUGCCUCUCACCAACGAGGAGUUUGAGCUCCAGUACAAGAAGUUGCUCGUUGACAAUGUCGAGAACAUUUACUACGUUCUUAUCCAAAGUACAAAUUCACUCACUCCCGAAAACAAGGACUUAGAAACUUUGAUUUUGGCAUGUAUCAAGUCCUGGAUCAACGAGAUCCCAAUCCACAUGAUUUUGAAUGACAACUCUGCAUUGUGGAACCUCAUUGUCGUUGGGUUUAAAGAUCACGAGACGUUCGAUACGUCUGUGGAUUGUAUGAUCACCAUUGUCAGUCAAAUCGAUAUUUUUGACCAGUUAAAUGAGAAUUUGCCUUACAUUGAAAUACUUUACAAACAGCUGGUUGAGCUCAGACCACUUAUUGCUGAAAAUUGGGAUGACCCAAUGGUCAUUGAAAGAUUCACUGAACUGUACUCCACUGCGGGAGAAGCAUGGCACACAUUGGUUGUGAAAGACCCGGAGAAUUUCCAAAUUCUUGUGGAAAUAAUACUGCAAUUGACGACCUACACCGAAGAUCUAGACAUUGUCAAAUACACGUUCAAGUUUUGGUAUGAGCUAAAAUCCAUGCUAGUGUUGGAAAAUUUCAAAAGCUCCAAGGUGGUUUUCAAACCGAUCUUUAUCAACUUGACUCAAAUCUUGAUCAACCAUUUAAAAUAUCCAACAAUUUCGGACUCCACCAAUACCAGCGAUUUGUUCAACAAUAACAAAGAGAACGAGGACAAAUUCAAGGAUUUCAGAUAUGAAAUUGGUGAUGUCCUCAAGGAUUGCUGUCUGGUUGUAGGUCAGUACGAUUCCUUAAGGUUGCCAUUCGAUGGAUUGAAAGCCCUCAUUGAAGACAAAUCUGCAUCUCCUAAGUGGCAAGAUAUAGAGUGUCUGUUGUUCAGUAUAAGAGCAAUGGCAAAGGAGAUUGACAAAAGUGAAAAUAAGAUCUUGCCACAAAUAAUGAAUUACCUUGUUCAAUUGCCAGAAAAUCCUAAGAUCCGUUAUGCAGCUACUUUGGUUUUAGGUAGAUAUACCCUCUGGACAAAUGAACAUCCGGAAUUCCUCCAACUGGAAUUGAACUAUAUUAUCGAUGGGUUCAAGCUAGAAAACUCACAUUACAACCACGACGAAAAGACACAGAUCAUCAUUGCAACCAGUCAUGCGUUGAAAUAUUUUUGCAUGGAUUGCAACAACUUGUUGAUUGACUAUUUGGAACCAUUAUACAAUCUCUACUCCAACAUAGAAAACUUCUUAGACUUCCAAUCGCUUUAUGACAUAGUAGAAGGACUAUCAUAUGUGUUGAAGAAGUACAUUGAGAAGAACAUUCUCACCAACGAAGCCCAAUGUUUGAGCAUCAUCCAGAUGUUCUGGAGCUCUACUAUUCAGAAAUUGAACGAGUUUAACCCUAAUUAUGCUAUAUCCACUUUUGUGAUGACAGAAGUGCUACCAAUGAUUUUUGCUGUGAUUCAGAAAUACGGGAAAUCGUCCAAGGUGAGUGAGAGAUGCAUCAAGUUCAUCAGAAAGUGUAUUCAAAAUUUCAGGCGGUUUAUGAUUCCCUCCCUAAAGUCGAUUGAGGGUUUACUUGUGGAAGGCUUCCAGAACUACAAGUUCGGUUGCUACCUUUGGUGUUCCGGGGCAUUGAUAAAGGAGUUCAGCGAGGAUGACGACGAUAUUGACGAGUUUAUCAAAAUCGACCCUUCGACGAUGGGCGAUGUGUGGGUCUUUGCGCAGGAGCAGAUCAAGACUUUCAUCAAGAUCUACCGCGACGAGAACGACGACGUGAACGAGGACAUCGUGGAGGACUUCUACCGGAUGAUGAACGACAUCUUGAUGUUCAAGCCGAUCGAGCUACUGAACAGCUUUGAAAUCGUCGAGGUGCUCUACAGCGUGUCGCUUGAGAUUGUGGACAAGUUCAACGAGUUUGGCAUCUUGAAUCUCGUGGUGAACUACUUGACGGACCUGUUGAGCUGGAGCUUGGAGAACCCGCCCAUCUCGAUCUACUACGACAUUCCGAACGUCUUGAAGUACAAGAUUUACGGGCUGCUGAACGCCAACAACACCGAGCUCGUGGUGAAGUUCCUCAACUACUCGAUUCUGAAGUUCAACGAAGACCUCGUGUACAGCGCGAUCGAGUUGGUGAUCGAGACGUUCAAGAUCAACAACUGCUACAAAAACCAGUUCGAGAACCUCAACACCGUCAACGCGUUCCUCGCAUCCUUGCCCCCGGACAUCAUCACCGACAGCGAGAAAAUGAAGUUUUACACCAACCUCGAGGUCUCGCUUGGCUCGAAGAACUUCCGCAAGAUCCGCUCGACCUUGCUUGACUUCAUCCACUGGUACAAGCGGAAGAUUGUGAACAGAAACUAGACGAGCAUCAACGAAAGGGAAUGAACUGAAACGAAGAAAAGGAUGGUGACCAAUUAAUAGAAACGUGUACACAUAUAACAUGCAAAACCCACCUCCACCACUGUAUAAUUGACGUAUCCACUAAUAAAGUACCAAAAAAAUGCUGGAAAAGAAAAACGCCCGGGACUCUCCGGGACGCCCCGGGCCCGCCCGAGCGGAAAAACUCCGAGGCAGCGAGGGCGCAUUGCCGUCGACGCGUCGCCGGGGAUUCGAGGGGCCCGGGGAUACAAGUGGAGUAACGGAAUGGUUGUUUGACUAUAGAAGUGGUUAAUAUAAAAUAGAUGGGAAGAGAGAAAGAGUCCCGCUUAGAGGGUGGAGGCGGUGGCAAAGUACUUACCGGCGUAGA
Messenger RNA from Pichia membranifaciens NRRL Y-2026, 3208 nucleotides. RefSeq lists its product as hypothetical. Gene Ontology annotation, molecular function: small GTPase binding. Gene Ontology annotation, biological process: protein import into nucleus. The coding region runs from base 1 to 2823 and encodes 940 amino acids. The transcript has 2 exons. Lineage: Eukaryota; Fungi; Ascomycota; Pichiomycetes; Pichiales; Pichiaceae. The record is from RefSeq and is a predicted model, not a curated record. Gene Ontology annotation, cellular component: nuclear membrane; cytoplasm.